This is a messenger RNA of Danaus chrysippus (African queen), 312 nucleotides long. Lineage: Eukaryota; Metazoa; Arthropoda; Insecta; Lepidoptera; Nymphalidae. The record is from the annotation of a GenBank genome assembly.
AUGGAUGCUGACAUGGCGUUUACGAAUGGAUCUAGCUUGCGACGAUUAGAGAAACAAGGAAUACCAGUCCGUUGGAUGAAAUCAACCAACCUGAUGCAUCAUAAAUUCUGUAUUAUUGAUAAUAUAUAUGGUCAUCUCAACCCGGCUCUUGAACCGUUUGUAAUCAUGGGUUCUUUGAACUGGACAAACCAAGCUGUGAAUGGGAACUGGGAAGAUGUAACGGUUACAUCACAGGAAGAAAUUGUAACACAAUUCCAGACUGAAUUUGAUAGACUGUGGCUACAGUUCAAACCAAUUGUCGACAUUGCAUAG